Molecule: messenger RNA, 1602 nt
Organism: Conger conger (European conger)
Lineage: Eukaryota; Metazoa; Chordata; Actinopteri; Anguilliformes; Congridae
Gene: slc51a
Product: solute carrier family 51 member A
Exons: 8
Coding region: 205-1197 (330 amino acids)
Biological process (GO): transport
Molecular function (GO): transporter activity
Source: RefSeq, a predicted model, not a curated record
AUACACUGUGACUAUACACUGAGCAACAUACCAGUGUGUGCAAACCCACUCCACUGCAGCUCAAGUCGCCUGUUUCCUGCAAAAGUAAGCGAAGGCCGAUAACAUUUUAGCACUUCCGUAAAAAUAAAAUAAGUAAGCAACAUUCUUUCCUCUUCUUACAAGACCACCCAAGGACAACAGGCAAAACUUUUCUCAGCCAUCACAAUGAACGACUCGAUCAACAUCUUCGACCCGAGGUGUCGUCAGAAACCGCCUCUGGCAAUUGAUAUCAUAAACCAGCUCGAUAUCUUUGGAAUCAUGCUGUACUCCGUCCUGACUUUGAUGGCAGCUUUGUCCAUGUUGGUUUACAUUGAGGAGUGCAUCUACAUCUACAGAAAAGUCUUGACUCCGAAGAAAACCUCCAUCAACUGGGUGAAUGGCGCAGCACCGGUCAUUGCCACUAUGUCAUGUCUGGGGAUGUGGAUCCCCAGGGCCACUAUGUUCACCGAUAUGACCUCAGGAUCGUACUUUGCAAUCGUGGUGUAUAAGUUCCUGAUCAUGAUGGUGGAGGAGUGUGGGGGAGAUGAGGAGUUUCUGAAGCGCUGUAGGAAUGACACUCUCAGGAUCAGCACUGGGCCCUGCUGCUGCUGCUGCCCCUGCCUGCCUCGGGUGGCCAUCACACGACGGACCCUCUUCCUGUUGAAGCUGGGCUCCUUCCAGUUUGCUCUGCUUAAGACUGCCUUAAGCAUCCUGUCCAUCAUUCUGUGGACCAAUGGAAACUUUGAUAUUGCCGAUAUGGAGAUCACUGGAGCCGCCAUCUGGAUCAACCCUUUUAUAGGGAUCCUGACCAUCAUCGCCCUUUGGCCUGUGGCCAUCAUGUUCAUGCACCUGCGCCCCCUUCUCCGCAGUCUGAGAAUCAUCCCCAAAUAUGCCAUGUACCAGCUGGUCCUAGUUUUGAGUCAACUGCAGUCAGCCAUCAUCAACAUAUUGGCCAUGAACGGAACGAUUGCUUGUGCCCCCCCCUUCUCAUCUCAGGCUCGUGGAUACUUGAUGAGCCAACAGUUGCUGAUCCUGGAGAUGUUCAUCAUCACGCUGGUGAACCGAUUACUAUACCGCCGCCACUACGAUCCCCUGCCUCUCAUUGACCCACAUGAGAGUGACAACGACCAGAACACCAAGGCUGCCCUAAAGUCUGAGUCUGGGGAUAAUAUACUGUGAAACUGUGUGUGUGUCCUAUUCCUCUAUCCUACAACUGUUAAACUGUUCAAAUUAUGGAUGAAAACCCCACAACUUGUUCAACUGGUUUUGAAUGUUGCAUUCAUUACACAAUGGGACCAAUAUUUGGCUUUCUCUGUUCUAAAUGUUUACUUUUGUAACAAAAAACUAUCUCUACUGUAGCUCUACUGUAUUAUUGUGUUUCAGUGUGUGAUGUCAGACAGUUAUGUGCUGGUUACAAGCUGUAAUGCCAGUUUUUUGGCCAGAACAUCUUGAGGCAUAAUGCACCUCUUUUUUGACAUUAAGUGCCUUUCUUCUGAUGCCAAACCCACCACUGAAGUGUAUGGCCAAAAGGUUCAAUGUCUCAUCUGAUUAUAACAUGUGGCUCAAUAAAAUUGAUCCCAAACA